AUGGACUUUGCCGAAGCUCAUCUUAUCCGAGACUAUCUUGAAGAUGAGGUCCGAGUUCAAAGGCUCGACAAGCAUAUACGUCUAUCUCGCCGUGUCGAGAAGGCUGAAUGGUCAAGCUCGGAGCAACUUUGGACCGUUUACGCCCGCUCCAAAAACGGCGGAGACGAUGCAAAGCCGUACAAGGCGCAUUUUGUCAUAUCUUAUGCGGGAUACUAUGAUUACGAAACGCCCCUGCAAGCCGAUAUCCCUGGCUUAGACACGUUCAAGGGCGACCUGGGCGCCGACUACUCUGGCAAGAGGCUCAUUGUCAUUGGCUCUGGGGCCACCGCAGUAACGCUGCUGCCCAACCUAGCAAAGAAGGCAGGACAUGUCACCAUGUUGCAGCGAAGCCCGGGUUACGUCGUGACAGUCCCAUCCAGGGACCGGCUGAGUCUCUUCUUGCUGCGUUGGCUUCCAACCUGGCUGGCCGUGUCUUUGCACUGGUAUCGCCACAACCUCAUGGAAACAUUUCACUUGUGGUUGAUGAAGACAUUUCCCAGUUGGGGCAAGAAGAAAAUUAUGGAGGCGAUGCAGAAGCUGCUUCCAGAAGAUAUCGACGUCAACGAGCAUUUCAAUCCAAGCUACGCACCAUACGAGCAACGUCUCUGCUUGUGUCCAGACGGCAACUACUUCAAGGCGCUCAGUGGCAUCCCAACGUAUGUCGAUGGCGAACGGAUCGACGACAGCUUUAGCAGCCGAUACCUGUGGAACGAAAUCUUGCUGGAGGGAGUACCGAACCUGAGUAUUACGGCAGUCAAAUACGUCGACUACAACAUUGCUACCAGAGAUGAGCAGCAUAUUCUACUCAGAGCCUACCGGUCUGUUGGAAGCUCGGAUGGCAAGCCCUCACCGGCAUUGGUGCAUUUCCACGGCGGUGGUAUGCUCAUCGGCUCCCUGGAUGAAGAGGUUGCCCUGGUCUCACUCCUGGCAAACGCGCUGGGAACCACCGUUCUCCAUGAGUGCUAUCGCCAUACACCCCAGUACAAGCAACUAACUCAGCACGAGGUCUCCGUGGGCGGUGUCGCCGCAGGUGCCACUCUGGUGGCUUCGAUCACGCUUGCAGAGACACGCAUGGCCAUGGAAGAGAAAUGGACUCGGCGCAUCAGGGGACAGGUACUUGUGGUUCCAUGGCUGGUGACGAGCAACGAGUAUCCGUUUGAGCUGGUCAUAAGCCGUGAGGAAUCGUCCAGAGUGCAGAACUCCCACAAUGCCACACUUCCAGAGCAAAGGCUCGCGCUAUUCACCAAGUUAUACGAUGUACAUGACCCAAGAGAUUCAUUGCACAACUUUCUCUUCGCCGAUCCCAACCUGUCUCCAAUCUUCCCAAGACUCCUAUCAUCGUCCAUGGUGGAGAUAUCCUCAGAGACGAAGGACUUUUGUAUGCUCAGAAACUAG
Fusarium falciforme is the source of this 1434-nucleotide messenger RNA. RefSeq lists its product as hypothetical. The transcript is spliced from 5 exons. Bases 1 to 1434 code for a protein of 477 amino acids. The record is from RefSeq and is a predicted model, not a curated record. Lineage: Eukaryota; Fungi; Ascomycota; Sordariomycetes; Hypocreales; Nectriaceae.